Messenger RNA from Bolinopsis microptera, 967 nucleotides. RefSeq names its product myosin regulatory light chain-like. Gene Ontology annotation, molecular function: myosin heavy chain binding; calcium ion binding. The record is from RefSeq and is a predicted model, not a curated record. The transcript is spliced from 6 exons. Gene Ontology annotation, cellular component: myosin II complex; cytoplasm. Lineage: Eukaryota; Metazoa; Ctenophora; Tentaculata; Lobata; Bolinopsidae. The coding region runs from base 110 to 613 and encodes 167 amino acids.
UAUCACAUCCGUUCCCAACACUCACUACUUGCUCAAAUAUUGACGACGAUAUAUUUGCUUCAGUAACGAAUUCUUUGUCCAGUGUUUGCUUCUUUAUUCUGUCGUAAAAAUGUCUAAGGCCAAAGGUAAGAAGCCCCAGAGAUCUGGAUCCAACGUGUUCGCUAACUUCGAUCAGCAACAGAUCCAGGAAUUCAAGGAAGCUUUCACAAUCAUCGAUCAAGAUCGUGAUGGAUUUAUCAGCGAAAAGGAUUUGAAAGACAUGUGGGCUUCUCUUGGUGUGAUAAAGAGCGAUGAUAACUACUUUGCUGAAAUGAUGAAAGAAGCAACUGGACCACUGAACUUCACCACGUUUUUAACAUUUAUGGGUGUCAAGUUGCAAAACACCGACUCCGAUGAUACCUUGGUCAGCGCCUUUUUAACAAUCGAUACUGAGGCCACCGGCAUUAUCUCGAAGCCACAAUUUACCAACGCUCUUACCCAGCUUGGAGACAGAUUCACGAAAGAGGAGAUCAAACAGAUGUACGAGGUCGCCCCAAUGAAGGGAGAUGCUGUGGACUGGAAGCGAUUCAUCAAGCUCAUCAAAUACGGUGGAGAUUUCGAGGAGGAGGCAUAAGCCCAAAACGGACUAGAUCUGGAAUAUAUAACGAAAUUAGUUUUGUUUGGGUCCCAAGGACUGAUCAUCCGACAUCUCGAUCUUAGUUUAUUACUAGCUAAUUAAUUAAUUAGUAAACCAACCAAGAGUUUAUGGUUGGCGUGUGCACAUGUAAUAUAUGGGUCUGAGCUGUUUAACCCGGGCCCGGGCCGCAAUGGGAGCUAGAGUUUUAUGUUGUUGUGGUACCAUAGCGAUUUUCUGACAAUUUUUGUUUUAAUGUUUUAUUCGUGGAGCUAUAAUAUACUUUAUAAUGGAUGUUAUAAAUCUCUGUACAUAUUAUAAAAAGUUUAACAAAAUUUACUGUGGAGAAACGAA